Hibiscus syriacus is the source of this 1779-nucleotide messenger RNA. RefSeq names its product inactive leucine-rich repeat receptor-like protein kinase CORYNE. NCBI's taxonomy places the organism in Eukaryota, Viridiplantae, Streptophyta, Magnoliopsida, Malvales, Malvaceae. The transcript has 3 exons. Gene Ontology annotation, biological process: protein phosphorylation. The record is from RefSeq and is a predicted model, not a curated record. The coding region runs from base 363 to 1526 and encodes 387 amino acids. Gene Ontology annotation, molecular function: protein kinase activity; ATP binding.
UAGGUUGAAAACAGAGAAAAAUUCGAUUUUUUUGUAUGUUACUCUCACCAAGUUUGAAUUCCUCUGGAGGGUUUUCUUGUCAUUUAUUUUCAAAAAAGUUGGACACUAAAGAAAAGCGAAGUCCCAGUUUUUUAAAUAGAAAAAUUGAAGCUUUUUCUUUGGUAUUGGUGCAGGGUAAGUGAAUUUAAGUUCCGAGUUCCGGUCCUUGCUUUUUUUGUCAGAUGCUGAAGAAACGUGGAGGAUUAUUAUGGGGUUUUGGAUAUUGGGGAAAAAAGAACCGUCCGUUUAUGUGUGUUUUGUCUUCAUAUUCUGUGUCUUUGGUUUUUUGUUUUGAUGCUUGUUGGUAGCUACUUUUUGCUUCCAUGGCGAAAAUGAGAAGUUGCAGAAUCACUCUGGGUUUGCUUCUGUUUCUGCUUCUGUUCUUUCACCAAACAACAACUAUAGAGUGCAAAGAACGGCUCAUUAGACGACUCUCUUCUCAGCCUCAAGACUUCAAGAUUGGACUCAAAAGGGUAAUUCUCAGCAUUGUGCUGGGAAUUCUAACUGGAUUGAUUGGAGCUCUUCUGUUUGCUUUACUGAUCAAAAGUGUUCUUCAGUACAUCAAUCAAACCCCAUUCCUUAAAGGUCCAGUUAUAUUCUCCCCCAAGAUAUCUUCCAAGACUCUUCAAUCAGCCCUUGCAAAUGAGAAACAGUUGUUGGGGUCAAGCUCCAACGGGAAGUACUACAAAACGGUACUCGACAACGGGCUCACCGUCGCCGUCAAAGUGCUCGAGCCCUUCGACAGCGGCUCGCCGGAGACUCUGAGCAAGUCGGUGAAGAGGAGGAUACAACAAGAGCUGGAGGUUCUUGCUAGCUUGAGACACAGGCAUUUGAGGAGCUUACGGGCUUAUGUUCGUGAAUCUGAUAGGUUUUCUUUGGUUUAUGAUUAUAUGCCCGUGGGGAGCCUUGAGGAUGCCAUGAAUGGUGUAAGGGAAAACCACCUGCAGCUUCGAUGGGAUGUCAGGCUUAGGAUUGCUGUGGGAGUGAUUAAGGGUCUUCAAUAUCUUCACUUUACUUGUGACCCUCAGAUUUUGCACUACAACUUGAAGCCCACAAAUGUGAUGUUAGAUGCUGAAUACGAACCGAGGCUGGCCGAUUGCGGAUUGGCUAAGCUCAUGCCUAACAUAGAUCGGGCAACUUCAGGUUAUUGUGCUCCUGAAUGUUUCCAGAACUGCAGGUAUACCGAUAAGAGCGAUAUCUAUAGCUUCGGGAUGAUAUUGGGUGUUCUAUUGACCGGUAGAUAUCCCACCGAUCCGUUUUUCCGGGAAGCGGCCAGCGGAGGGAGUCUAGGACAGUGGCUCCAGCAUUUGCAGCAGGCAGGGGAAGCGCGUGAAGCUUUAGAUAAAAGUAUUAUCGGGGAAGAAGUUGAGGAAGAUGAGAUGCUGAUGGCAGCGAGAAUUGCUGUCGUCUGUCUAUCGGAUUUGCCUGCGGAAAGGCCUUCGAGUGAUGAGCUUGUAACCAUGUUAACCCAGCUGCAUAGUUUCUGAUGCAAAGGCCUGCAACAAGAGAAGAACACUUUGCGGAUUGUAGGAAUUGGAGUCUAACCAUUUUGCAACAAGAGACCAAGAACACUUUGCUAUUUGUGCAUCAUUGGCUCCUAUGUGUUGUGCGCAUGCAUGCAUUGACUAUUUGAUCUGAUAACCAUGGGAGACAAAUCUGCAUUAUUGUGUUCUAAUCAUGGUGGGGUUUUUCUUGUCUUUUUGUUGGAAAAUCAUGGAUGCUUGUCUAGUAAAAUCAAUU